CUAGUAGAUUAAAAUAAGAAGCGUGAUAGCCCAGUGGAUAUGACCACUGCCUCAGAUUCCGGAGGGUGUGGGUUCGAAUCCGGUCGGGGCAUGCACCUCCAACUUUUCAGUUGUGUGCAUUUUAAGAAAUUAAAUAUCACGUGUCUCAAUCGGUGAAGGAAAACAUCGUGAGGAAACCUGCAUACCAGAGAAUUAUCUUAAUUCUCUGCGUGUGUGAAGUCUGCCAAUCCGCAUUGGGCCAGCGUGGUGGACUAUUGGCCUAAGCCCUCUCAUUCUGAGAGGAGACUCGAGCUCAGCAGUGAGCCGAAUAUGGGUUGAUGACAGUAGAUUAAAGACACGUGGUGCAUAAACAAUAAUACAGUGAAUUACUAAUCGCCAAGAUUAAACAGAUUAGUUUUGUAUAUUUAUCAUUGAUAACCUAUCGUUAUAAAAGGGUUAUGCGGCUCACGUGUUUAAUAAAUUUUAAAGUAAAUAACCACUAGUGAGUGAGUAUCUAAUAUCUUUGUAAUUUUCAAUUGCUUAUUGAUUUGAGUUAUUUUCCUAAAGACAGUUAUAAUUUCAGAAUACAAAUAUGAAGUACUUCGUGUUUGCCUUAUGUGUCGCUGCAGCGUCUGCAACCGCGACUCCUCCCACGGUAACCGGAGCAGACGCGGAUGAGGUUCAGCAGAUCAUCGACUCCAUCUACCACCCGAGCACUGACCCCGCCACCGCUGCCGCCCUCGAGCAAAUGCUCCUCGAGGUCCUCGGCAUCAACAAGCCCGUCAUUGUUGACGAUGAGUCCAACCAACCGAUCGUGAUCGAGCCUGAAAUCAUCGAUGAAUCUAUCAUCUCCGAGCCUGGAGUGCCUGAAGAGUCCUCUCCCAUUGACAUUGGCCCCGCAAUCAUCGACGAGUCCAUCGUCUCUGAGCCCGCCAACUACCCCCCUCUUGUGCAAGUCAUCGUCAACGUUAACACCAAUGUUAACAAUCCCGGUGUUGUAGAACAACCCGAAAUCCCGGAGGAUGUAAUUGUUGUUGAAAAACCCGAGAUUCCCGAAGUGAUUGUGGUUGAAAAACCCGAAAUUCCCUCAGAGCCCGUGGUCGUUGCUCCCAUUGAGCCUGUUCCUGUCAUAACGUUACCUGAUACCCUUAACUGAAUAAUUAUUAGUUUUUUAUUAUGUUUACAUUAAAUAAUUAAACCCAACUAAAAAUGUGUCGUUUAAUCUAAGAUUUAUUACCUCGUUAAUGAUGAA
Molecule: messenger RNA, 1231 nt
Organism: Bicyclus anynana (squinting bush brown)
Lineage: Eukaryota; Metazoa; Arthropoda; Insecta; Lepidoptera; Nymphalidae
Exons: 1
Coding region: 572-1135 (187 amino acids)
Source: RefSeq, a predicted model, not a curated record